AUGAUCGGUGUUGGCGAGUACAUGUCGAGCACUGCCAAGAGCACACACGUCAGGAACCCCGUGCUCCGAUACGUCCACAAGUCCCUCGCUCACACUAUCUAUGCGAGACGAGACGUUACUGGUGUCACCGAAAAGGAGCUCUUCUUCCUAAAUGAAAGCGUGAAGAAGGUGAUUCACACGUUGCCGGAUGGAACUGAGAUGGUCGGGGACAGAACAGGGAACAGCGUGGCGACGUAUCUUCUCAAGAGCUUCCUCAGCUACAGGGAGUAUGCUCUCUCUCUCAACAAAGUGCACAAGGCAAGUAGUGGACAGCUGAGUUGUGGAGGACUCAUAACGCCGAUCCUCAUGAACUGCAGAAUCACGCUUGAGAAGCCGGUUGACCCUCAGUCGAUAAACAUCCACUAUCUCCGCAAGAGCACCUAUCUUCGAGGUCAACCCAUCAGCGGACGCCACAACUAUCAGUUCGCCUACAGGCAGUUCAACUUCGGGCUUGCGAGUUUCUUCUUGCCAAACCAGCCCUUGACCUACAUCACGGUCAGGGAGAACAUCGACUUCGAACCUCCUAUCGACACGAUUCUUGAACAAGGCCAAGAGGAGGAGGAGUACGAUUAUCCAGGAGCAGCUGAUGCGGAAGAGAGCUCAGGAGACGAGGAGAACCUCAUAGACUACAAAACCGGAGAGGCCUGGAACCAAUUCCAGGACAAAGCGAUCAAGUCCCUCCUCAAGACCGUGAAGAAGAUGGGGAAGCGCAUCAAGCAGCUGACAAAGGGCAAGAGCAAGUCUCCAAGCCACGACUCCGUCAACACCACUCCGAUACACCUCUACUCCAUUCACUCCAACAAUGGCGACGAUGGCGAGAACGUGGUCGCCGACUCCGAAGAAGGUGACGAAGAGGAAAGCCUCAAAGUCACCUCCGGCGAGCACCAAGGAUGA
Messenger RNA from Microthlaspi erraticum, 933 nucleotides. The record is from the annotation of a GenBank genome assembly. NCBI's taxonomy places the organism in Eukaryota, Viridiplantae, Streptophyta, Magnoliopsida, Brassicales, Brassicaceae.